Messenger RNA from Symbiodinium natans, 1131 nucleotides. The record is from the annotation of a GenBank genome assembly. NCBI's taxonomy places the organism in Eukaryota, Dinophyceae, Suessiales, Symbiodiniaceae.
AUGAGGUCGUCAGGCAAUUCAGGGACGGAUGAAGAGAGGGCCAGGAAUGUUCUGUCGCGGCUUCAGAAAUGUCAGACGGACGCUGGCCUUACCGAUGGGCAGAGUGCGCAGCUACUUCUGCAACUGCAAGCUGAUUUCCUCAAGCUUCGCAAGGCGUCCCCAACCGCAGCCUCAGUGCUGCGUGUGGAGCAGGAACUACAGACAACUGCGAGAGCCAGGAGGGUGAGGCUAAGACCAUCGAAAUGGAACUUCCCCAGAGGAAUGCAAGACUUCCAGUACAUCCAUGGCACAUCUGCCAAGAGCGGGAAAGAAGGUUCGGGCGACUGCGCUGGCUUGGAACGGAACCUGCUUCUCCUUCUGCAUGGCUUUGGCGGCCGGAAGGAGCCUUUCGUCGACUUCGCCCAGACAAUGCGCCUGCCGCUGACUGCUUGCCUGGUGUUCAAUGCCCCAGAGGCUCUCCCAGAAGAGCUCCUGGACGACCCACCCGGCUUCAGUUGGUUCUCCAUGUGGGAUGAGACCACCGGGGACUUUAUCCAGCCAUCUCCAAAGGAGCGCCGACGGCUGAAGUCCAUGGAGUCAUGCAAAGACCUACUCUGGAAAGCCAUAAGCGUUCUGACUGCCGAAGUCGGUUGGUGCCUGAACGAGAUCUUCUUGUUCGGCUAUGGCCAGGGAGGCUCCGUGGUGCUGGACAUGCUGCUACAGGCUCCGCCGGCUUCAUUUGGCAGAGCUUCGCUCGGUGGUACGGUUGCGGUGGCCGGGGAGGUGCUUCCGGAGCGGCGGCAUGGCACGCCACGGCUUGAAGGACAGGAGGCUGCUGUGCUUCUCAUCAACGGCGGCAAAGACAGGCUCACCAGCCCUGAGGCAGCGGAAGCUUCAGCGCAGUAUCUCCGACAGGCAUUGCGUGGUCCGGUUCGGUUGGAGAUCUUCCCCGAUCGCGGUGCCGAGAUGUUGCACGGCGAGCGCGAGUCCCGGUGCUUCAUGGAGUUCCUCUCUGAGCACCUGCACGGCGUGGGCCGGAAGGGCAGCGAAGAGGCCAUGCACAAGUUAGGGGCCGAUCCGGUCUCAUUCACAGACGAUGGGCUGUGCGUGGUGAAGCAAGUCAGCGAUUGCUUCUUGGAUGAGAUGGACUGA